This is a messenger RNA of Silurus meridionalis, 1266 nucleotides long. RefSeq names its product protein FAM50A-like. The transcript has 5 exons. The coding region runs from base 337 to 960 and encodes 207 amino acids. NCBI's taxonomy places the organism in Eukaryota, Metazoa, Chordata, Actinopteri, Siluriformes, Siluridae. The record is from RefSeq and is a predicted model, not a curated record.
AAAUCUUCACAAAAAAACGUCACAAUUCUUAAUAUUUUUCACGGCUUCUAAUCUUCUUAUAAACACUCGUUUAUAGUCACUGACGUGCAGGAUUUAUUUAUGUCAAGCUCUAUGACUUACAGGAUGAAAUACCCAGUGAACACUUUUAUGGCUAAUAGUGUCAUGAAGAAAAAUAUCAGAACUGUUCCAGGGGAAAUUUUCCUCAGCUGACGACUCACUCUCUAGGUAGGCUACUUCUGGCUUUCUUUAUGUGUACCUUUGCUGCGACGCAGUUUUCUUCCGUAUUGGUCUGUUGUCUUUGUUAGCAGCCGCUAGCAGGUUUCCCUCAGAGCCGCCAUGUCGGUCACCACGAGUGUCUUUUCUGUCGCGAUCUUCUCACGCGGCUCGUCUUUCGGCUUUACUCGAUUUUUGACUAUGUCGAGCAAGUCUUUUGACUUGGAUGACAACAUUGUGAGGUCCAACAUGGAUAAAAAGUUCUGUGCUCAUCAUGAUGCUGUUGAGCAAGAGCUAAUGCCAAGCACUGGGGACAUCCCAGUUAAGAAAACGAGGCUUGGGAGAAACCCUGAUGUCGACACCAGCUCUCUCACAGACAGGGAAAGAGAGGGAUCCCCAGAAUGUGAGUAUUGCAGGAUCAGUAAAGGUGAUGUUGAAACUACACUUGGCUUCACCUCUGCUGGUCUCUUUGCAGGUUGUAUGCCAUGGCUGUGUCAUUCUUUUUUAGGUCUACAAAAUCCUGAGGUGUGCAAGCACUAUGUUCAUGCUCCACUAUGUUCCUGCUCCACUAUGUUCCUGCUCCACUAUGUUCCUGCUCCACUAUGUUCCUGCUCCACUAUGUUCCUGCUCCACUAUGUUCAUGCUCCACUAUGUUCCUGCUCCACUAUGUUCAUGCUCCUCAGAAUAUCGCCAUUGAGUUUGUGGAAAGUCAAAACUUUUACAAAAUGUUUCUGUUCAUGCUAUUGAUAAUCAAUUUAAAUACUAUAACAUAUAUUCUAUAAUAAUUAUUUGUUACUCACUAAAUAAUUAACAAAUAAUAACUACUUUGUUAGCUUUUUCUGUCAAUGUGCUGCAGGUAUUGCUUUUUUGCGUGGUUUCCAGGUUUCACUCGAGACUUUAGAUGGCACUCAGAUCGCAUGUCAGCUCUUACUCCUUCAGAAGAAUACAUCACUUUCUGCUGUUCAUGUUCAUACAGCAAAUCAUGAACCAAAUAAGCAGAUAAAACACUAGAUUUGUCCAUUAAAUGUGUAUAGCAAUAAACUUUCAAAUCUA